GUUUAAGCAAAACAUUUUGAGAGAGAAAGAGAUGGAGAAUAAGAGAGGACAUGUAUUGGCGGUGCCAUAUCCUGUGCAAGGACAUAUCACACCAAUCCGCCAAUUCUGUAAACGACUCAUCUCUAAAGGUCUUAAAACAACUCUCACUCUCACCACUUUCAUUUUCAACUCCAUCAAACCUGACCCAUCUGGUCCAGUCUCCAUUGCCACCAUCUCCGACGGCUACGACGAUCACGGCUUCGACCCAUCUGGCUCGAUCCAUGACUACCUCCAAAACCUCAAAACAUUCGGCUCCAAAACCAUUGCAGAUAUCAUCCGCAAACACCAGACAAGUGAUAACCCCAUCACUUGUAUCGUCUAUGAUGCUUUCAUGCCUUGGGCACUCGACGUUGCGCGAGAGUUUGGUUUAGCUGCGGCUCCUUUCUUUACGCAGUCUUGUGCUGUUAACUACGUUUACUAUCUUUCUUACAUAAACCAUGGUAUCUCGAAGCUUCCCAUUAAAGAUUUGCCUUUUCUUGAGUUCCAAGAUUUGCCUUCUUUUCUAUCUGCUCCUGGAUCUUACCCUGCUUACUUUGAGAUGGUGCUCCAACAGUUUACAAACUUUGAGAAAGCUGAUUUUGUACUCGUUAAUACCUUUCAAGAGUUGGAGCUUCAUGAGAAGGAGUUGUUGUCAAAAGUUUGUAAUGUACUGACAAUUGGUCCGACUAUUCCAUCGAUGUACUUAGACCAAAGGAUCAAAUCAGACACAGACUACGAUCUGAAUCUCUUUGAUUCAAAAGACUCUGCCUUCUGCACUACCUGGCUCAACACAAAGCCACAAGGGUCUGUGGUGUAUGUAGCAUUCGGGAGCAUUGCUAAGCUGAACAAUGUGCAGAUGGAGGAACUUGCUUCAGCAGUAAGCAACUUCAGCUUCCUGUGGGUUGUCAGAGAUUCAGAGGAGGCAAAACUGCCAUCAGGGUUUCUUGAGACACUCGAUAAAGACAAGUGCUUGGUCUUGAAAUGGAGUCCUCAGCUUGAAGUUCUAUCAAACAAAGCCAUUGGUUGUUUCUUGACUCAUUGUGGCUGGAACUCAACUAUGGAGGCAUUAACCUUUGGGGUUCCCAUGGUAGCUAUGCCUCAAUGGACCGAUCAACCUAUGGACGCAAAGUACAUACAAGAUGUGUGGGAGGCUGGAGUCCGUGUGAAGAUAGACAAUGAGAGCGGGAUUGCCAAGAGAGAGGAGAUUGAGUCUAGCAUUAAGGAAGUGAUGGAAGGAGAGAAGAGCAAAGAGAUGAAGGAGAAUGCAAAGAAAUGGAGAGACUUGGCUGUCAAGUCACUCAGUGAAGGAGGCUCUACAGAUGUUAACAUCGACACAUUUGUAACAACGGCCCAGAACAAAUAAGUUAUCGUGAAGGAGCAAAGAUUUCUUCUAGUGUCUUGUUGAGUCAGUAUUUUAUUCAGUGCAUGUAAUCUUUAAACUCAUUCUUCAUCUGGGUUACUUUCCAAUUCUUAAAAAAUAAAAAGACAUGAUUUACAUUAAUAAUACUGAACUAUUUAUAGUA
This is a messenger RNA of Raphanus sativus (radish), 1541 nucleotides long. Its product is annotated as UDP-glycosyltransferase 74F2-like. Gene Ontology annotation, molecular function: UDP-glycosyltransferase activity. Lineage: Eukaryota; Viridiplantae; Streptophyta; Magnoliopsida; Brassicales; Brassicaceae. The coding region runs from base 32 to 1381 and encodes 449 amino acids. The transcript has 2 exons. The record is from RefSeq and is a predicted model, not a curated record.